AGCAAGGCCAUCGUGGACGGGAACCUGAAGCUGAUCCUGGGGCUGAUCUGGACGCUCAUCCUGCACUACUCCAUCUCCAUGCCCAUGUGGGACGAGGAGGACGAUGAGGAGACCAAGAAGCAGACGCCGAAGCAGCGGCUGCUGGGCUGGAUCCAGAACAAGCUGCCCGAGCUACCCAUCACCAACUUCAGCAAGGACUGGCAGAGCGGGCGGGCCCUGGGGGCCCUGGUGGACAGCUGUGCCCCAGGUCUCUGCCCUGACUGGGACUCCUGGGACGCCAGCAAACCCGUCAACAACGCCCGCGAGGCCAUGCAGCAGGCUGACGACUGGCUCGGCAUUCCCCAGGUCAUCACCCCGGAGGAGAUCGUGGAUCCCAAUGUGGACGAGCACUCGGUCAUGACCUACCUGUCCCAGUUCCCCAAGGCCAAGCUCAAGCCGGGUGCCCCUCUGCGCCCCAAGCUGAACCCCAAGAAGGCGCGAGCUUACGGCCCCGGUAUUGAGCCCACGGGGAACAUGGUGAAGAGAAAGGCCGAGUUCACCGUGGAGACCAUCAGUGCUGGCCAGGGCGACGUCCUGGUCUACGUGGAGGACCCAGCUGGGCACAGAGAAGAGGCCAAGGUCAUCGCAAACAACGACAAGAACCGAACUUUCUCUGUCUCAUACGUUCCCAAAGUGACAGGGGUCCACAAGGUGACGGUGCUGUUCGCGGGGCAGCACAUUGCGAAGAGCCCGUUCGAGGUGACGGUGGGGAAAUCGUUGGGCGAUGCUGGGCGGGUGACGGCCCAGGGGCCUGGCCUGGAGCCCACGGGCAAUAUUGCCAACAAGGUCACCUCCUUCGAGGUCUUCACGGCCGGCGCAGGGGCCGGCGAGGUGGAGGUGACGGUGCUGGACCCCAGCGGGCGGAAGGGGAUGGUGGAGCAGCAGCUGGAGGACAAGGGCGACAGCACCUUCCGGUGCACCUACCGCCCAGGCUCUGAGGGCACCUACACCGUCCACGUGACUUUCGGGGGCACGCCCAUCCCCCGCAGCCCCUACACCGUCGCUGUGGGGCAGGCCUGUAGCCCCAGCGCCUGCCGGGCCACAGGGCGAGGCCUGCAGCCCAAGGGGCUCCGGGUGAAGGAGCCGGCGGAUUUCAAGGUCUAUACGAAAGGCGCCGGCAGUGGGGAGCUCAAGGUCACGGUCAAGGGCCCAAAGGGGCCGGAGAGCGUGAAGCAGAAGGAUCUGGGCGAUGGGGUUUUUGCCUUCGAGUAUUUCCCCACCCUGCCCGGGAACUACACGGUCACCAUCACCUGGGGGGGGCAGCAGGUGCCACGCAGCCCGUUUGAGGUGAAGGUAGGCCCUGAGUGCGGCAGCCAGAAGGUCCGGGCCUGGGGGCCAGGGCUGGAGGGCGGCAUGUGCGGCAAGUCGGCUGACUUCGUGGUGGAGGCCAUCGGGGACGACGUGGGCACACUGGGGUUCUCAGUGGAGGGCCCGUCCCAGGCCAGGAUUGAGUGUGACGACCGGGGUGACGGUUCCUGCGACGUGCGCUACUGGCCCCAGGAGCCGGGCGACUACGCCGUGCACGUCCUGUGCAACGGGGCCGACAUUCGCCACAGCCCUUUCAUGGCCGAGAUCCGCCCCGCCCCCCGCGACUUGCACCCCGAGAAGGUGAAAGCCCACGGGCCUGGGCUGGAGAAGACGGGUGUCGCCAUCAACAAACCAGCCGAGUUCACAGUGGAUGCCAAGAACGGCGGGAAGGCCCCUCUCAAGGUCCAAGUGCAGGAUGCGGAGGGCAGCCCAGUGGAUGUGGCAGUGAAGGACAACGGCCAUGGCACCUACAGCUGCUCCUAUGUACCCAAGAAGCCGGUGAAACACACGGCCAUGGUGUCCUGGGGGGGCGUCAACAUCCCCAACAGCCCCUACCGCGUGAACGUGGGGGCCGGCAGCCACCCCCACAAGGUGAAGGUGUACGGCCCUGGCGUGGCCAAGACGGGGCUCAAGGCCCAUGAACCCACCUACUUCACCGUGGACUGUGCCGAGGCUGGGCAGGGUGAUGUGAGCAUCGGGAUCAAGUGCGCCCCAGGCGUGGUGGGGCCGGCUGAGGCCGACAUCGACUUCGACAUCAUCCGCAACGACAACGACACGUUCACCGUGCGCUACACGCCCCGCGGGCCUGGCACCUACACCAUCAUGGUGCUCUUCGCUGACCAGGCGACCCCCACCAGCCCCAUCCGCAUCAAGGUGGACCCAUCCCACGACGCCAGCAAGGUCAAGGCCGAAGGGCCUGGACUGAACCGGACCGGCGUGGAGCUGGGCAAACCCACCCACUUCACAGUGAACGCCAAGGCAGGGGGCCGGGCGCCGCUGGACGUGCAGUUCACCGGCCCAGCCAAGGGCGAGGCGGUGCGGGACUUGGAGGUGAUAGAUAACCACGACGGGACCCACACAGUGAAAUACACCCCUGUGCAGCAGGGUAACCUGGGUGUGGCAGUCACCUACGGCGGAGACCACAUCCUCAAAAGUCCCUUCAGCGUGGGCGUGGCCCCCAGCCUGGACCUCAGCAAGAUCAAGAUCACUGGCCUGGCUGACAAGGUUGAGGCGGGCAAGGACCAGGAGUUCACGGUCAAGUCCAAAGGGGCCGGCGGGCAGGGCAAGGUGGCUGCUCAGAUCACGGGGCCGGCGGGCAAGCCGGUGCCCUGCAAGGUGGAGCCAGGCCUGAGCCUUGACAACAAUGUGGUGAAAUUCAUUCCCCGCGAGGAGGGGCCCUACGAGGUGCAGGUGACCUACGAUGGAGCCCCCGUGCCCGGCAGCCCCUUCCCCAUAGAGGCGAUGCCCCCCACCAACCCCUCCAAGGUGAAGGCUUAUGGGCCAGGGCUGAAGGGCGGCCAGGCUGGCUCACCUGCCCCUUUCACCAUUGACACGAAGGGGGCUGGCACAGGGGGCCUGGGGCUGACGGUGGAGGGUCCCUGCGAGGCCAAAAUUGAGUGCUUGGACAAUGGGGAUGGCACCUGCUCUGUCUCCUACCUGCCGACGGAGCCAGGCGAGUACAACAUCAACAUCCUGUUUGCGGGCGCCCAUGUGCCCGGCUCCCCGUUCCGGGCGGCCAUCCAGCCCCGCUUCGACCCCUCCAAGGUGACCUGCUCGGGGCCGGGGCUGGAGCGGGCCACGGCCGGCCAGACGGGCCAGUUCCACGUGGACUGUUCACGGGCCGGCAGCGCCGAGCUCACCAUUGAGAUCAUCUCGGAGGGGGGGGCGCAGGCCGAGGUGCGGGUGCAGGACAACGGUGACGGGACCUACACCAUCGCCUACACCCCACUCUGCUCCGGCACCUACACCAUCACUAUCAAGUACGGCGGGCAGCCCGUGCCCCACUUCCCCAGCACGCUGCAGGUGGAGCCAGCCCUCGACACCUCCGGGGUCAAGGUCUACGGGCCCGGCGUGGAUGGUGACGGUGUGUUCCGGGAGGCCACGACCGAGUUCUGUGUGGAUGCCCGGGCGCUGGGCGUGUCCGGGGGACCCCACGUGAAGACCCGGGUGUCGAACCCCUCGGGGAACCUGACCGAGGCUCUUGUGCAGGACCUGGGCGAUGGCACCUACCGUGUGGAGUACACCCCCUACGAGGAGGGCGUCCACUCAGUUGAUGUGACCUACGAUGGGAGCCCCGUGCCCAACAGCCCCUUCCGGGUGCCUGUCACCGAGGGCUGCGAUCCCACCCGGGUCCGAGUGCACGGCCCAGGCCUCCAGAGCGGCACCACCAACCAGCCCAAUCGCUUCACCGUGGAGACCAGGGGUGCUGGCACCGGGGGCCUGGGCCUGGCCGUGGAGGGCCCCUCCGAAGCCAAGAUGUCCUGCACUGAUAACAAGGAUGGCAGCUGCUCGGUGGAGUACAUCCCCUACGAACCCGGCACCUACAGCCUGAAUGUCACCUACGGCGGGCACCAGGUGCCAGGGAGUCCCUUCCAGGUGCCAGUGCACGACGUGGUGGACUCGUCCAAGGUGCUGUGCUCGGGGCCAGGACUGACGCCAGGAGUUGUACGGGCCAGCGUGCCCCAGACCUUCUCCGUCGACACCAGCCAGGCAGGCGUGGCCCCCCUGCAGGUCAAGGUGCAAGGCCCCAAAGGCGUGGUGGAGCCGGUGGAAGUAGUGGAGAACAGUGACGGCACCCAGACGGUGAGCUACGUCCCCAGCCGCGAGGGGCCGUACAGCAUCGCCGUGCACUACGGAGACCAAGAAGUGCCGCGCAGCCCCUUCAAGGUGAAGGUUCUGCCCACGCACGACGCCAGCAAAGUGAAGGCCAGCGGCCCCGGGCUCAACACCACCGGGGUCCCUGCCAGCCUGCCCGUGGAGUUCACCAUUGACGCCAAGGACGCCGGCGAAGGUGGGCUGUCCCUGGCGGUUGAGGGCCCCUCCAAGGCUGAGAUCAGCUGCACCGACAACCAGGACGGCACCUGCAGCGUCUCCUACCUGCCAGUGUUGCCCGGUGACUACAGCAUCGUGGUGAAAUACAACGAGAAGCACAUCGCAGGCAGCCCCUUCACUGCCCGCAUCACCGGCGACGACACGCUGCGAAUGUCCCAGCUGAAGGUCGGGUCCUCGGCUGACAUCCCCCUGGACAUCGCGGAGACGGAUCUGAGCCAGUUGACAGCAACCGUCACCCCCCCGUCAGGGCGCGAGGAGCCCUGCCAGCUUAAGCGCCUGCGCAAUGGCCAUGUGGGUAUCUCGUUUGUGCCCAAGGAGGUGGGCGAGCACCUGGUGAACAUCAAGCGGAACGGGCAACAUGUUCCCAACAGCCCCAUCACGGUGACCAUCAGCCAGUCAGAGAUCGGUGACGCCAGCCGGGUCCGCGUCUCGGGGCCUGGCCUCAGCGAGGGGCGCACCUUUGAGCCGGCUGAGUUUCUCAUCGACACCCGGGAUGCAGGCUACGGCGGGCUCAGCUUGUCCAUCGAGGGCCCCAGCAAGGUGGAUAUCAACACAGAAGACCUGGAGGACGGGACUUGCCGCGUCACCUAUUGCCCCACGGAGCCUGGCAACUACAUCAUAUCCAUCAAAUUCGCUGACCAGCACGUGCCAGGGAGCCCCUUCUCAGUGAAGGUGACAGGCGAGGGACGGGUGAAGGAGAGCAUCACCCGGCGCCGCCGUGCCCCCCCUGUGGCCAACGUGGGCAGCGCCUGCGACCUCAGUCUCAAGAUUCCAGAGAUCAGCCUGGCGGACAUGACAGCCCAAGUGACGGGCCCCUCGGGGCAGCGGCUGGCGGCUGAGGUGCUGGAGGCGGAGAACAGCACCUAUUGCGUCCGGUUCGUGCCCACCGAGACGGGGGUGCACUCGGUCAGCGUCAAGUACAAGGGACAGCAUGUUCCUGGUAGCCCCUUCCAGUUCACUGUUGGGCCGCUGGGCGAGGGCGGCGCCCACAAGGUGCGGGCGGGGGGCCCUGGCCUUGAGCGGGCCGAGGCCGGCGUGCCAGCCGAGUUCAGCAUCUGGACGCGGGAGGCAGGCGCCGGGGGUCUCUCCAUAGCCGUCGAAGGGCCCAGCAAGGCUGAGAUCGCCUUCGAGGACAGGAAAGACGGGUCCUGCGGCGUGGCCUACAUCGUCCAGGAGCCCGGUGACUACGAGGUGUCGGUGAAGUUCAACGAGGAGCACAUUCCUGAAAGCCCCUUCGUGGUGCUGGCGGCAGCCCCCUGCCAUGACGCCCGGCGCCUGACUGUUACCAGCCUUCAGGAGUCAGGCCUCAAGGCCAACCAGCCAGCUUCCUUUGCAGUCAGCCUGAACGGCGCCAAGGGGGCGCUGGACGCCAAGGUGCACAGCCCCUCGGGCGCGCUGGAGGAAUGUCACGUCACCGAGAUUGAUGAAGAUAAAUACGCCGUGCGCUUCAUCCCGCGGGAGAACGGCGUCUACUCCAUCGACGUCAAGUUCAACAGCACCCACAUCCCCGGCAGCCCCUUCAAGAUCCGCGUUGGGGAGCCGGGCCAGGCAGGCGACCCAGGCCUGGUGUCUGCAUACGGCAAGGGCCUAGAGGGGGGCACCACCGGCAGCCCGGCGGAGUUCGUGGUGAACACGACCAACGCGGGGCCCGGGGCCCUGGCCGUGACCAUCGACGGCCCCUCCAAGGUGCAGAUGGACUGCCAGGAGUGCGCCGAGGGCUACAAAGUGACCUACACGCCCCUGGUGCCUGGCAGCUACCUGAUCUCCAUCAAGUACGGUGGCCCUUACCACAUCGCUGGCAGCCCCUUCAAGGCCAAGAUCACAGGCUCCCGCCUGGUGAGCAGCCACAGCCUGCAUGAGACGUCCUCUGUCUUCGUGGACUCAGCCGGGCGGGCGGAGGUGGCCGUGCUGCAGGGGGCGCCCCCCAAGUUUGCCUCGGACGCCAGCAAGGUGGUGGCCAAGGGUCUGGGGCUGAGCAAGGGCUUCGUGGGCCAGAAGAACUCCUUCACAGUGGACUGCAGUAAAGCAGGGAACAACAUGCUGCUGGUGGGCGUGCACGGCCCUCGCACACCGUGCGAGGAGAUCCUGGUGAAGCACCUGGGGAACCGGCUCUACAGUGUCUGCUACCUGCUGAAGGAAAAGGGCGACUACGUCCUAGUGGUGAAAUGGGGCGACCAGCACGUGCCCAACAGCCCCUUCCACGUCUCUGUGCCAUAGCCCCCCUGCCACCCGGACUCCUGGGUCCCCGCUGCCUGCUGGCCUUCCCCCCACCCCGGCGCCUGGGGGACCGCUGCCUUCGCCGCUUCGCCCAGUUAACCAGCCCCCUCCCCUGCCACCCCCUCCGGGUUAUUCAGUGUGGGUGAAUAUUUCUGUACAUGCUGCCCCCCGCCCCCCAGGGACGGGCAGUAAAGUGUUCUGCU
Chelonoidis abingdonii (Abingdon island giant tortoise) is the source of this 6818-nucleotide messenger RNA. Lineage: Eukaryota; Metazoa; Chordata; Testudines; Testudinidae. The record is from RefSeq and is a predicted model, not a curated record.